Messenger RNA from Ascochyta rabiei, 1053 nucleotides. Its product is annotated as E2-like enzyme. Gene Ontology annotation, cellular component: cytosol; cytoplasmic ubiquitin ligase complex. The record is from RefSeq and is a predicted model, not a curated record. The coding region runs from base 1 to 1053 and encodes 350 amino acids. Gene Ontology annotation, molecular function: Atg8-family ligase activity. Gene Ontology annotation, biological process: autophagy of mitochondrion; autophagosome assembly; nucleophagy. NCBI's taxonomy places the organism in Eukaryota, Fungi, Ascomycota, Dothideomycetes, Pleosporales, Didymellaceae. The transcript has 3 exons.
AUGGCGUACAACUUCGUGCGCUCGUACAUCGACACAUUCCGGGAGCGGACCGCCGCCAUCAGCCACACCUCCACAUUUCGCGAAACCGGGCAGAUCACACCAGAGGAGUUCGUUCUUGCUGGAGACUUCUUAGUGUUCAAGUUCCCUUCGUGGCAGUGGGCAGAUGCCUCAUCACCAGCGAAACGCGUAUCGUAUCUGCCUGAAGGCAAGCAGUUCCUAGUCACCCGAGGCGUACCUUGCCACCGCCGUCUCGAUGACAACUUUGCCGGAGAAGCUGGGCAGGAUGAGACGAUUGUAGGUGAUGGGUUUACCGCUGGUGAGGGUGGCGCAGACGACGAUGGCUGGCUGCGGACAGGCGGCAUGGCCGCAAGCCAGGAAGCCAGGGUGCGCGACGUCAGGACGGUUGAUGAGAGCGGCAACCUAGGCGCAGCUGAGGAAGAGGAUGAAAUUCCUGACAUGGAGGACGACGAAGACGACGAGGAGGCCAUCAUAAGAGAUCCCCAGGCUGGCUCGAAUACACAAGCCCCCCUACGAACCUACACCCUCUACAUCACAUACUCUGCUCACUACCGAACACCGCGACUCUACCUGUCCGGCUACGGCUCCACUUCAGUGCCACUCAAGCCACAGGAGAUGAUGGAGGAUAUUGUUGGAGAUUACAAAGACAAGACAGUCACCAUCGAGGACUUCCCGUUUUUCGAGCACGCGCUCAAGACUGCGUCAGUACAUCCUUGCAAGCAUGCUUCAGUGAUGAAGGUGCUGUUGGACCGCGCAGAUGCUGCUUUGAAGCUGAGACUUGCAAAGCUCAAGGCAGGCAAGGACGUGAGCAAGCUCGACAGCGGCAUGGAGGCUCUCGUCGAUGAUACCAGGUUGUUGAAACUCACCGAGCAAGCAAAGAACAAGAGCGGAGAGGAGGCCAAAGAUGAUUGGGAAGUACUUGAGGAGCAGGAUGACGAGGUGGCUAUUCGGGUGGACCAGUACCUCGUCGUCUUCUUGAAGUUCAUGGCCAGUGUAACGCCCGGCAUUGAACAUGAUUUCACUAUGGGUGUGUAA